Molecule: messenger RNA, 1101 nt
Organism: Alternaria rosae
Lineage: Eukaryota; Fungi; Ascomycota; Dothideomycetes; Pleosporales; Pleosporaceae
Exons: 9
Coding region: 1-1023 (340 amino acids)
Source: RefSeq, a predicted model, not a curated record
AUGAGCGGGCCACCUAAGCGAAAGGGCCGACUACCCUCGGACAUUCCCUCGCAACAGCAGCGACGCGGCCCUCCCGCAACCCCCCAUGAUGCACACGCGCACCCCCCGGACCCAUCCGCGUCGAUUGACUCUCUGGGCCUGCUGAGCCCCCAGCAAUGCCCACCGCGCUCGAGCAAGCUCAGUCGAGAAGCUUGUCCUUCUGCCCGAGACGGACGGACAGAGAGGAAAAGGGAGAAGGCCUACAAGAUGAAAGACACCGCCCAGUUUAUCAAGGACACACACCAUGCCUACCAAGCUGUACACGACUGCCUCUACAACGUAUACCACCUCCCACUGCUGGCCAGGAAACGAUGGAUAAGAGUCCGCAGUAGCCCCGCUCAACCCAGGUGGAAAGACGACCACGAGCUCGAACAGCCCUGGGAUGGCAUUCACGACCGCCGCGACUCGACUGAAAACUCUAGAAUUGCGCCCAAUGCUCUAACCUUUGGCGCGAUGUUUGUCUUCUCCUACGGCAUCGACAUCUUGGCCGACCUCACCUUCUCCGCCGUCGCUACCGGUAUCAACAUCGCAACCCGACCCUUGGCUGAAUCUGACUUCGAGACGGAAGAGUUCCAUUUCGAAUACAACCCCGAGAUCCAACGAGACCAUAUGAUCAAGCUGGCUAUGAGCCAUGCCAUCGCGCAGAGCACCAAGCUCACGUUGACGGGAAAGCUGGGCAUGAGAACCGACGUAGUCAAGAUGAUUGGACAGCUCUUCACCAGCCCAUCCAAUAUGCUCGACACCCCAAGCUUCUUCUGGGACUCUGAACCCACCCUCCAUCCACUCACACCGCCGUCCGCGAGUUUGCUUCGGUUCUCUAUAUUGCAAAAAGGCAGGAAACGUUCCUGUGGCUGGAGAUUUUGGAAUCAGGCCGUGGGUGGACUCAAGGGUAUGGGUCCGCCCGCGUAUGCUGGCCCGGGUCUACUCGCUGCGCGUAGUCUGGUUUGGUUUGGUAGUGGGGUCAAGAGUCUACUUGUAGGUUAAGCAUAAGAUGCGUGAUGUAGUACAGAGGAAGGAGAAGGGGUAAUAUAGAUUACGGGGAUAUGCAUCAAGAGUGUCGCC